AUGGCGGUGCAGAUCUCGAAGAAGAGGAAGUUUGUCGCCGAUGGCAUCUUCAAAGCUGAGCUGAACGAGUUCCUGACCCGCGAGCUGGCUGAAGAUGGCUACUCUGGUGUGGAGGUCCGAGUCACCCCAACCAGGACUGAGAUCAUUAUUCUGGCUACCAGGACCCAGAAUGUCCUUGGUGAGAAGGGGCGCCGAAUCCGUGAGCUGACUGCCGUAGUCCAGAAGAGGUUUGGGUUUCCUGAGGGUAGUGUGGAGCUGUAUGCAGAGAAAGUUGCCACAAGGGGUCUGUGUGCCAUCGCUCAGGCUGAAUCCCUGCGUUACAAGCUCCUGGGAGGACUGGCUGUGAGGAGAGCCUGCUAUGGUGUUCUGCGUUUCAUCAUGGAGAGUGGGGCCAAGGGCUGUGAAGUGGUUGUAUCUGGAAAACUGAGAGGUCAGAGAGCCAAGUCCAUGAAGUUCGUGGAUGGCCUGAUGAUCCACAGUGGAGACCCAGUCAAUUACUAUGUGGACACAGCUGUACGUCACGUCCUCCUCAGACAAGGUGUGCUGGGUAUCAAGGUGAAGAUCAUGCUUCCUUGGGACCCCAGUGGCAAGAUUGGCCCCAAGAAGCCCCUGCCUGACCACGUCAGCAUUGUGGAGCCCAAAGAAGAGAUCCUGCCAACUACUCCCAUCUCUGAGCAGAAAGGAACAAAGCCUGAGCAGGCCCAGCCCCCAGCCAUGCCCCAGGCUGUACCCACUGCAUAA
This is a messenger RNA of Staurois parvus, 741 nucleotides long. NCBI's taxonomy places the organism in Eukaryota, Metazoa, Chordata, Amphibia, Anura, Ranidae. The record is from the annotation of a GenBank genome assembly.